Molecule: messenger RNA, 1872 nt
Organism: Procambarus clarkii (red swamp crayfish)
Lineage: Eukaryota; Metazoa; Arthropoda; Malacostraca; Decapoda; Cambaridae
Source: RefSeq, a predicted model, not a curated record
AUGCUUGUAAGGAGGCCCACAACAGAUGUCAUUCGAGCAAAGGAAUUGAGGAACAUGAUGUUGAACGCUCCAGGAGGUCAAGAAGCUAAGAAGGACAAUGCAGGUUAUCAGGAAGUCAAGAAGGAUGCUGCAAAAGGUCAAGAAACAAAUAAAGAUGCUGCAGGAGAUCAAGAUGCCAAGAAGAACAAUGUAGGAGCUCUAGAAACCAAAGAAGACAAUACAGUAGGUCAGGAAGCUAAUGAAGACUCUGUGCGAAGACAAGGAGCCAUGGGGGAUGGAGCAGGUCACAAAGCCACCAAGAACGGUGAAGGACUCAAGAAAGUUAAGGAAGGCCAAACUGUAGGAGGACCCCGGAUCCUAAGAUGGGACGACUCGGCCCGCCUCCCCUCCAUCCCGGACAUCAAUUUCUCCAUGUUCGUCCUUAGUGAGCUGACCAAACACGGGGAGCAGGUGGCGCUGGAUGUCCUGCUGGUGCUGCUGGCGGUGAUGCUCCGAGGGGCGGCCUGCGUCCCCGUCAGCCCUGCCCUCUCCCCAGAGGAGGUGGGUGAGGUGGUGCGGGUGAGUGGGGCGCGGUGGGCGGUUGUGGGUGAGGUGGGCGUGGUGGUGAAGGAGGCACUCGUCCACCUUCCCCAGGACACCAUGAGCCAGGUGUGGGCGCUGGGUCAGGCCACAGGUGCACCCGCCCUCGCCUCCCUCAUGAACACCGACCUCUCUCAACCGACUUCCCAGGAUUCGAACCUAAACCCCCGGACCACCAAAGCCAUGAUCCUCUUCUCCACCGGCACCACAGGGAUGCCCAAGGGUGUUAUGUUGAGCCACACCAACCUCCUCACCGCCUUCCUCCAGGGCAAGUACUUAAGUGGGCUGCGUCCUCCUGGGAGCCCCAGAGUGACGGAGAAGGUGCUGGUGAUGCUGCCGCUCUACCACGGUUAUGGCUACACCAUGAUGAUGAACUGUCUCGCCUCUGGGGGCACCGUCGUCCUCAUGACCAACUUUAUCCCUGAACACUUCUUCCACGCUAUCCACAAGUACAAGGUGACCUUCGCGCCAGUAGUGCCGCACAUCGCCCAGUACCUGAGCAACACAGCGGUCCUGGGCCAGUACGACCUCUCCUCCCUGAGGGCCUUCGGCUGCGGGGCGGGACCUGUCACCGCCUCCACCUUGGCCUCCAUCACUCAGAAGAGUGGCAAGGUGGUUGGCCGGGGCUACGGCCUCACCGAGACCUGUGGAACUGUUGCUUCGUCCUGGGACAACAGCGACCUUCCAGUGGGCUCCGUUGGCAAGCUUUAUCCCUACUAUGAAGGCAAGGUAGUGAGCUUGGAGACGGGAGAAAUGCUGUCCCAUCAUCAAGAGGGUGAGUUGUGCGUUCGUGGACCCUCUCUUAUGCUGGGCUACGCCAAGGACCCUCAAUCCACUGCGACAGCCAUAGAUCCGGAAGGCUGGUUCCAUACUGGGGACAUCGCAUACUACGAUGAAAAGAAUUUCAUCUUUCUGACCGACCGGAUUAAGGAUAUCAUCAAAGUUAAGGGGUUUCAGGUGUCCCCGGCAGAGUUGGAGAGGGUCAUACGAGGGGCGGUGGGCGUGGAGGAGGCGGUUGUGGUGGGCGUGCCCAGUGAGAGGUAUGGGGAGGUGCCCCGGGCGUGGGUAGUACCCGCCCACCACGCCCACCUCGACCCGGCUCACCUACAGCAGUAUGUCGCAGAGCGAGUAACCGACCUGAAGCAGCUAAGAGGGGGUGUGGAGGUGGUCGGGGCCCUACCCAAGAACUCCCUGGGCAAGGUCCUCAAGCGACAACUUAGGAGCACUUUCAUCGCCCUCAAGCCAAGCCCUGAAGCGCCUCAGGCCGGCAGUUGUGUGGCCGGGGGGUUGUGA